CUCUGGUCGAGCACAGUAGUUAGUCGAACACAACCAACUACCUAACCUAAGCCAAAGAAUUCCCCGUAAACUGAUGGAUCGCGCUGUCCGUCCCACUCUCUCUCCUCCACCGGCCGCCCUGGACUCCCCGACUCUUCCCGACGGGGGCAACGCGUAUCAUUUCACUUCAUUUUCUCAUGGAUCUGCCCGGCACAUGGCAGCUGCAAUUAAUUAGUUAUCCUGCGUUGCAAAUCGCCGCGGGUCAAUUGCCUGUCAGGGGGCCAUGUCGUUCCAUCCGUAUAAGAAAACUCUCGUCCCGGCAACGCUGGUGACCAGCUCCAUGUCCAGGUCAUUGUCCAUGUCCAAUUCCAUAUCCAGACCUUCCUCUCUGUCUCGUGCCCAAGUUGCCCUGACUCAUAGCCGGACUCGACCUUCUUCUACCCAGAUAGCCAGCAUGGCGCACAAUUCCUUGUCCCAGUUUCAGCAGCGCAAGGGGAUUCAUUCCCCAGCGCACGUCUCGCAGACCGGUCCUCUGGACGGCAAUUUUGAUACCGCGAAUCCUCCCUAUAUCCGCAAGUACCUGCGCACCUACGGUCUGACUCCGCCGCGCACAGAGUCCUACGAGGUGCAAAAGACCAGAUGUCUGGCACAGCUGGCGCUAAAGAGCACCCCCAUUGAGAAAUUCAUCUACCUGAGCACCAUCCGCAAAAACAAUGUCCACCUGUUCUACCGUCUGGUCACGGAUCACCUCAAGGAAUUGACCCCCCUGAUCUAUACGCCCGUGGUGGGUGAAGCCUGCCAGCGAUGGUCGGAGAUCUACCAGCAACCAGAGGGCAUGUAUCUCAGCUACGAGGAUCGCGGAAACCUGGCUGCCGUCAUUGCCAACUGGCCCCAAUCGAACGUCGAGAUCACAUGUAUCACGGACGGAUCGCGCAUUCUGGGUCUGGGUGAUCUGGGAAUCAACGGCAUGGGCAUUCCCAUUGGCAAGCUCGCCCUCUACACAGCCUGUGCUGGUAUCCGGCCAGAGGCGACCCUGCCCCUGACGCUGGAUCUCGGCACCAGCAACAAGACCUUGCGGGAAGACCCGCUCUACAUGGGCAGCCGUCGGGACAAGGUGACCCCGGAGCAGGAGCAGGAGUUCCUCGAUGAACUGAUGGCUGCCUUGACGGAGAGAUGGCCGGGGAUCGUCAUCCAGUUCGAGGACUUCAAGAAUCCCUUCCCCGCGUUGGAGCGCUACCGCCACACGUACACCUGCUUCAACGAUGACAUCCAGGGUACCGGUGCGGUCAUUCUGGGCGGCGUGAUCAAUGCUGUCAAGCGCUCGGGGCUUCCGUGCAAGGAGCACCGCGCGGUGUUCCUGGGUGCCGGCAGUGCGGGGGUCGGUGUGGCCCGCCAGAUUGUCGAGUUCUUCAUGCGUGAAGGCAUGACGGAGGAUGAAGCCCGUUCCUGCUUCUACCUGGUCGACACCAAGGGCCUGGUCACGGCGGACCGCGGCGAUCGUCUGGCCGACCACAAAGUCUACUUUGCCCGGCAGGACAACAAUGGCCAGCAGUUCAAGUCCCUCGAGGAGACCAUCGACUACGUCAAGCCCACUAUCCUCAUGGGUCUGUCGACCCUGGGCGGCGUCUUCACUCCCGAGAUCCUGAACAAGAUGGCCGCCUGGAACAGCCACCCCAUCGUCUUCCCGCUGUCGAACCCGUCCUCCAAGUCGGAAUGUACUUUCGAGAGUGCCGUUACUCACACGGACGGCCGGGUCCUCUUCGCCUCAGGUUCCCCGUUCCAGCCCUUCUCCUUCACCAACGCUGCCGGCGAGACCAAAACCCACUAUCCGGGCCAGGGUAACAACAUGUACGUGUUCCCUGGCAUUGGUCUGGGCACCAUCCUGUCCAAGGCGGUCGAAGUCACCGACAGCAUGAUCUACGCUUCGGGCAAGGCGGUGGCCGAAUCGCUGACGGCGGAGGAAGUCGAGAUGGGUUUGUUGUAUCCCGAUCUCACCCGCAUCCGCGAUGUGAGCGUCGUUGUCGCCCGACAGGUGAUCCGGGCGGCACAGGAAGCCAAGGUCGACCGGGAGACGGGGAUCCGUGAUCUGAGCGACGCCGAUCUGGAUGCCUGGAUCAAGGGCCGCAUGUACCAACCCCAUGGCGAGGUCCAGUCCCUGGAGCGGGAGGUGGGCUCCCUCCUCUCGUCGCUCGGACGACCCAAUGGAUUCAUCCAUGCGGUGAGCGAGGAGAAUGCUAAGCUCUAGUUGCUUUUCUACGAUACGAUACUAUACAGCAUGCACUGUCUGGUUGAUUCUGCAUCUCUUUUACGGCAUGGCAACCGGGAGUUUAUCAUUCGCUUAUCGUUCAUUCUUUCCAUCCCGGAUGGUCGUGUCACCGCGAACAUCGCGUUUCUCUUUCGUCUAUUGUUAAUACCCCCAUUUUCCUUACUUCCCCCUCGUGUCUUCAGUUGGAGCACGACCGCAUUUUCGAUGCGGGUAGCAAAGAUGGUAUACGGUUAGGUUAGGUUAGGUUAGAUCUGGCCUGGUUCGUUGGAUCAGGAACCGGCCAGUAGAAAAAAGAAGCCUACAAUGAAAACACCAAUUAUGACGAGC
Paecilomyces variotii is the source of this 2572-nucleotide messenger RNA. RefSeq lists its product as hypothetical. Lineage: Eukaryota; Fungi; Ascomycota; Eurotiomycetes; Eurotiales; Thermoascaceae. The transcript is spliced from 6 exons. Bases 263 to 2224 code for a protein of 653 amino acids. Gene Ontology annotation, biological process: pyruvate metabolic process; malate metabolic process. The record is from RefSeq and is a predicted model, not a curated record. Gene Ontology annotation, molecular function: malate dehydrogenase (decarboxylating) (NAD+) activity; NAD binding. Gene Ontology annotation, cellular component: mitochondrion.